CAUUUUGAGCGCACCCUCACUAAAAGCAUCCGACUCUUCUUCUUCUUCCCAAUUCCCCCGCUCCGUCGCCGAGCGCGCGCUCUCUCUCUCUCUAAAUGUUCCUGCUACGCAUCGCCCGAUCGUCCCCCAACCCCACCCUCUCCGCCAUUGGCGGCGUCGUGUAAGCUGAGACUCGAAGAAGAAGAAGAAGAAGAAUCGGAGAAGAGGAGUGGAAGAAGAGGAGGAAGGAGAUGAUACUUCCGGUGGUGAAGCUUGGGACGCUGGCGCUGAAGACGCUGUGCAAGCCCAUCGCCUAUCGCCUCAAGAAGGAGGCCGGGAUCCACCCCAAGUUCCGCCAAUUCAUCGUCAACAUCGCCCAGACCAACCACCGCAUCUCUACAAAUAUCCAAAGACGGAUUUACGGUCAUUCAACUAAUGUUGAGAUCCGGCCUCUCAAUGAGGAAAAAGCUGUUCAAGCUGCUGCAGAUCUUAUUGGGGAACUCUUCGUCUUUUCGGUGGCUGGAGCUGCCUUGAUCUUUGAAGUGCAAAGAAGUGCAAGGUCAGAGGCUAGAAAGGAGGAAGCUCGCAGACAGGAAAUUGAGGCAAUGAAACAAAGAGAGGAGGAACUAGCUAAAGAAAUGGAGAAUCUGAAACAGAAGCUGGUUGAGAUUGAAGAGCAUGCAAAGGGGCGAGGUCUUUCGGGAAUUCUGCAUUUCAAGACUGUCCAUGGGCAUGAAAGCAGCAAAUCGGCAACGCCUGCUUGAUUGGUCUCUUUUCUCGGUGAGCCAUUUCCAAUUUGUCACCACACCCAACCUCGUAGCUAUCUUGUUAUUUUACAUUCUUCAGCAUGUUGCUGGACUUGUCUCUCACCCAAUUCUCGACACCACAUGUAGAAGAGUUCUUUUUUUAUUCUUAUGUGGUGUCAUAUAUAUAUAUUUUUUCUGAUUGUGCCUGCAAUAUAAGGGGUGAAUCUUGUGCUUUGUGACCUUUUCUUGUUAAUUGUAACUGGAUAUCCUGAUUAACU
Molecule: messenger RNA, 1003 nt
Organism: Ananas comosus (pineapple)
Lineage: Eukaryota; Viridiplantae; Streptophyta; Magnoliopsida; Poales; Bromeliaceae
Product: OPA3-like protein
Exons: 4
Coding region: 231-743 (170 amino acids)
Biological process (GO): regulation of lipid metabolic process
Cellular component (GO): mitochondrion
Source: RefSeq, a predicted model, not a curated record